CAGUUCAGGCGGGAGUGUGGCACAGAAAACAUCUCGCUUUUGAGUAAAGAUGUAGCAAAAUCAUCCCGUUAUUUACUGCUCCCAUCAAUAGUUAUCCAGGAACACAAACAUAUAUUUGUGAAGUGGUCCAGACUCGCAGCAUCCAAAUGCUUAAGCUUGCAAAUGGAACAGAUGUUGAUAGCCAAUUCCAGCUGUGGCCAAAAACAUAAGCUUUAUGUGUGCGGUUGUGUGUUUAGAGUUAUUCCUAAAGUUGCAUAACUUUACAUGGACACGAAAACAAAGCCAUAAAUAUACAUACAUAUGUAAAUGCUGACACACAUACACACUUACAUAUGUACAUGCAAGCCCAAAUAGUGUGCAUGUUUGUAUGUCUGCUGACUGUUGCAAUUCGGAGCUGGGCGUUGAGGUUUGAUGUUGACUGCUCAGUUUGUUUACCACUGCAGCCAUGGAAACGUGUCGCACCUGUGCAAGGUGCGAUUUCGAAAAUGGCAACAAUUAUUGGCUGGAUAUGUUUCAUCCAACGCGCUGGCAGAGUGAAAUGGCGCAAAUUCGCGCAGAGUUUGUUAACUGGAAAUUACAGAUCUCUCCAAACGAUGGACUCCCACAAAAAAUUUGUAGCGAUUGCUUUACAAAGUUCUGUUCCGUUUACACGUUUCGCAUUGCUUGCCAGGACGCACAAUUAAAGCUUUCGAAUAUUUUUGAUAAAAUCGAUGCUAACUUACUAUAUGAUAGACAUGAAGAAAGCAUUGAAGUUGAAGCUCAUGAUUCAGAAGCAACAACGAAAAUAUAUACAGUAGCAGAAACAGCAACAACGACAACAACAGAGACCACUGCCAUUAAUGCGGACAAAUCGCCCGCGCCCAUUGAAAUCUUUGUGGAAACCAUUAGUAUUAACGAAAGCGAAUCCUUGCAGGCAGAAGAUAAAGAAGCCAACUUAGGCUCAGAUUGUAAUUUAUUGAAUAUAAGCUAUGCUUGCAAGUUCUGUUACAAGCCGCAAGAAAGCUACGAGCUACAGCAUUUGUUACUAGAGCACAUCAGCGUCUGCCACGAUCCAGAUCAACCCUACAACUGCCCGGAGUGCACUGAAUGUUUUCAAGACACAGCAUCGCGUACCGUCCACAUGAAGAGCGUUCAUGUAGUCAAGCACUAUGCCUGUGAAGUUUGCGGUAAAAAGUACGGAGACCGCCACAAUCUCGACCAUCACAUCGAGAAGUACCACUCGGACACGGACUUCGAGUGCAGCAUGUGCGAGAAGCGAUUUUUUACGCGCAAAAGCCUCCACUACCACAUGAACUGGCACAAGCCGGAGCGUCAGCUCCGAUGUCGUCACAACGGCUGUGACCGGCUGUUCAUCAAUCAACGACAUCUCAUAUGUCACGAGGCCACCCACACAAAGGGCUCCCGUAAGAGCGAGUAUUGUGGCUUUUGUGGUAAAGCAUUCAUACAUGUAAAAACCCUUCGUUGGCAUAUCUAUCGACAGCAUGGCGGAGAGAAGCCUUUCAAAUGUGCCAUCUGUACUGAGGUGUUUGCCUCCUAUGUGGAGAAGCGCAUUCAUAUGCUUGAGAUGCACACCGAAAAUCUGACGCAUCAGGAGCGUAGCGAGUGUAUGUUUCAGUCCUGUCGCCAGGAGUUUGAUACGGAGCAGGAGCUCAUCCAACACAUGACCACGGAGCAUGCUCAGCGUGAGAGUUCCUCAGCUCCGAUCAUUGCCAACAAUAAGCGAGUGAUCCAGUGCAAACGGGAACGACAAUAUACGGGACUCUUUCAGUGCAGCAGCUGCACUCAACGUUUCAACAUGAAGUCCGCCUUGGAGCGUCACAUGGCUGUCCACUCAACGGAUCGGCUGCAUGCCUGCUCGCACUGCUCCAAGCGCUAUAAGCGUGCUCAGGAUCUUAAGUGGCAUAUGAAGACCCAUGCCAAUGUAAAGCCUAAUGUGUGCGAUGUAUGCGGCAAAGCUUUUGCCUUGAAAUAUGUCUUGACUCAGCAUAUGCGAAGUCAUGAAGUUCUUGAGAAGAAUUUCAAGUGUGAGACCUGUGGACGGGCGUAUUUGUUCGAGAAGUCAUUACGGUUGCAUCAACGUGUACACACAGGCAAUACCUAUUAUAAAUGCGAUCUGUGCCAAGAGCGAUUUGUCACUCAUAUCAAAUUUAAAACUCACAUGAAGAAGGCACAUGAUGGCGACCAGUCGCAUUCAAAGGAUACGCUGGAUGAUUUGAUCAAUAUUGUGAUUAACUAAAUUGUACCAAUGAUAUAGAAUCCAAGUGGAACAGCAGAAAGAAUACUAUACAAUUAUUCCAUUAGCAAAGCAUCAAAAGAAACACUAUGAUACUCUAAGGGUGAAACCGCUUUUAAAAAGUCACGCCCAACAAAGAAUUUUUAAAUCGUAGACCCUCCAUUAAAUCCUAUCAUAAGACUACUCUCAUAUAUUUAGCUAUACACAUUUCAAUAUGCAUCAUGCACAGGGUACGGUUGUAUGAAAGCUUUAUGCUCUGUAGGCAAAUUUCAUCAAACUAAAUCUAUUUUCCUUAAAAGCCGCAUUUAAGCUCACAUGAUAAGUAUUUUGUCCAUCCAUUUCUUUAAUCUACAAUACCUACAAACAUACAUAUGUCUAUGUCUCUCACAUAAUGCACAAUACAUGACCAUUUUAGUGAUAGAAAAAUGUUAUAAAAAUGUAUUUAAUAUAAUGCUCAAAAAAGAUAUUGCAUUUAUUUA
Messenger RNA from Drosophila navojoa, 2712 nucleotides. RefSeq lists its product as uncharacterized. Gene Ontology annotation, molecular function: zinc ion binding; RNA polymerase II cis-regulatory region sequence-specific DNA binding; DNA-binding transcription activator activity, RNA polymerase II-specific. NCBI's taxonomy places the organism in Eukaryota, Metazoa, Arthropoda, Insecta, Diptera, Drosophilidae. Gene Ontology annotation, biological process: regulation of transcription by RNA polymerase II. The record is from RefSeq and is a predicted model, not a curated record. Gene Ontology annotation, cellular component: nucleus.